CACUUCCUCGUCUCCUUCGAACGUUGAUUUUGCCCGGCAAAUGGAAUUUCCUAAAACCCUAAUCUAAUGUUCUGUCUGAGAGACUAUUGUAGUUGUAACUGUUUCUCCAUAUUACAAUUGCUUCUACUCUUUCUUUUCUAUGUCUUCGAUUCUCCUUCUCUUCCUUUUGCUUCUCCUGAGCUUCCAGGUGUCAUCCGUUUCCGUUGGAUCGCGUGCGAUCCUUCGGACACUCAGCGGCCCUGAUAUUCCAGAUGCAGCUGCUGAUUUGAACAACACCAGUUUUGAUGAAGUUCUCAAGAACUCUCCCGCUACCUUCUCCAUCGUGGAAUUCUUUGCUCAUUGGUGUCCUGCUUGCAGAAAUUACAAGCCUCAUUAUGAAAAGGUUGCAAGGCUUUUCAAUGGACCUGAUGCAGCACAUCCUGGAGUUGUAUUCAUGGCGAGGGUAGACUGUGCAUCGAAGGUAUAUGGCCAUGGUUUCUUCAAGGCACAGAUAAAUACAAAGCUCUGUGAUAGAUUUUCAGUUGGCCAUUAUCCUAUGCUCCUUUGGGGUCCUCCAUCUAAAUUUGCAUCUGGUGGUUGGGAACCUAAACAAGACAAAAGCGAAAUACGUCUCAUUGAUGAUGGACGGACAGCUGAUCGCCUUCUUAAUUGGAUUAAUAAGCAAUUGGGAAGUUCAUACAAUUUGGAUGAUGAAAAGUAUGAGAAUGAGCAUCUUCCACAAAAUGCAUCAGACCCUGAACAGAUUGUUCGUGCUAUAUAUGAUGUUGAAGAAGCAACAUCAAAUGCCUUUGAGAUUAUAGUUGACCACAAGAUGAUCAAGUCAGAGACUCGAGGCUCACUUAUUAGGUUCCUUCAACUUUUGGUGGCACAUCACCCUUCCAGGAGGUGUCGAAAGGGAAGUGCAGAAAUACUUGUAAACUUUGAUGAUUUGUGGCCUUCAAAUCUGUGGUCUGUCACUCAGCAAGAAGCUGUCAUUUCUCAUGGAAAGGAUGCUCUUAAGAGUUUCAGGAUUUGCGGGAAAGAUGUUCCUCGUGGAUAUUGGCAAGAGCAACCUCUGAUUGUUUCCAGAUGCAUUCUGGGUGCCUUGUUGCAGAUAUUUUGUCGGGGCAGCAAGCCGGACACCAGGGGCUAUAGCUGUGGCUUGUGGGUUCUGCUGCAUUCACUCUCUGUAAGGAUAGAAGAUGGAGAGAGCCACUUGGCCUUUACAGCUAUAUGUGACUUCAUUCACAACUUUUUCAUCUGCCAGGACUGCCGCCAACAUUUCUAUCAGAUGUGUUCAAGUGUUUCUAGUCCUUUCAACAAGACACAUGACCUGGCUCUGUGGUUAUGGAGUACACAUAACAAGGUCAACGAAAGGCUAAAGGUAGAAGAGGCCUCUCUGGAAACUGGUGACCCAGAAUUCCCAAAGAUCAUAUGGCCUCCAAAGAAGCUUUGCCCGUCAUGUUACCUAUCCACAAGCAGGAAUAGCAACAGCACAAUUCUAGUUGAUUGGAACAAAGAUGAGGUGUUUAAGUUCUUGGUUGGCUAUUAUGGGAAGAUGCUCGAGUCAUCAUACAAAGACAAGGAUCUUAUAAGAGAUGGUGGAAGCUCUGGGUCUCUAGUAGAUGAUGGGGUUACCUCAACAAAUGCCGUUGCUGUGCCUAUGGGGGCUGCAUUGGCCAUUGCUGUAGCCAGCUGUGCAUUUGGAGCAGUUGCUUGUUACUGGCGCUCGCAGCAGAAGAAUCGGAAGUAUUUUCACCACCCUUUAAAGAACAUCUGAUUAUUAGAAGGGCCAAGGAGGAUCUGGAGCUGAGAUUAUUGAAGAUCAAAACCGGGCAUUGCCAAUACUCAGAGCGCAUAACACAGUAAAACUUGGUGGGAAUACACAUCCAAUCAACCAAAGCUGCAUAGUGAGACUUCCCUGCACCAGGUCUUUAUGUGUUUUGUUUUCCCACUUCCUUCUAUGUUAGGCUUUAAUAUGGAAUGUACAGAUUCUUCAUAAUCUAAAUUUUGGAAGGUGCCAAGAUCUCUGGAUCUCUUUCAUUCAAUUUUUAUUCCUGUGUUGUAUCUGCUUCUUUAA
Messenger RNA from Telopea speciosissima, 2059 nucleotides. RefSeq names its product sulfhydryl oxidase 2. Gene Ontology annotation, biological process: protein folding. The record is from RefSeq and is a predicted model, not a curated record. Gene Ontology annotation, cellular component: Golgi membrane. NCBI's taxonomy places the organism in Eukaryota, Viridiplantae, Streptophyta, Magnoliopsida, Proteales, Proteaceae. The transcript is spliced from 13 exons. The coding region runs from base 140 to 1759 and encodes 539 amino acids. Gene Ontology annotation, molecular function: protein disulfide isomerase activity; flavin-dependent sulfhydryl oxidase activity.